UACACAACUUCAAAAUUCAGCUGGUCUAUGUAAUGUACUAAAAAUCUUAUGUUAUUGAAAAAUUUGGGAUUUCGCACAAAAAUUAUAAACGGAAGUCCCCAAAAUCUACAGUCAAUUUUAAAAUUUUAAUAUUCAAAACAAACGUACGGAAAUGAGUCUUCACGUCACCUAUGACGAUAACGAAAUUAAUGAAUCUGCAGAGAAUGAAAAUCUACCGUUUUUUGUAGGCAGAAAUCUUGGUGGAAAACAAUCCUUUGAUUGCCCCUCAACUAAUGGCCACGUUAUAAAAACAAGACAAAAGUUUGUCAAUUUGGAAAAAAUGGCGGCAAAUUCAAAUCCAGUGGUCCAUUCAGUUAAACCUGAUCUGUUAGCAUUAAAACCUGGCAAGGUUACACACAUGCGUGCCCAUUUCAGUUCCAUUAACAACAGUGAAAUCACUUUUCCUCGAGAAUUUGAUUUCAAGGAGACGCGAAAUAAAAUAAAAAGUUUGUUGCACAGUCACUCUGAUGAAAGCCUUCCAAGAAAUGGUAUGGUACAACAGUUGGUUCGAAAUCUGGAAUGCAAUAUUAGGACUCCAGUAUUAGAAGGAAACCCACAUGACAUGUGCAUAAACCGAUCACAUGCAUGCGAUAAUGAGUCAACCGAAACUACGGAUGAUCUUGAAAUAAGGCAGUAUAACUGUUUAUGCGAGGGUAAGAAAACUCAGUGAGGACCCAGUUUGUGUCAAGAAAAAGACGAAUUUAUUUAACAAAUACGUUUAACAUCAACACUAGAAGUCCCAAGACUAAUAAAACUAAGAUAUGAAGUCUCUGGAGAAGUCGUGACACAGAUACGACAACACUCGAUGUUGUUUACUAAUAACAAUGAACUUAUCGGAACUCGUCACGUCCUUGUCUUAUUUUGUACAAACCCGUGAAUAUUUUGAACAUAAAAUAUAUCACAUGCCAACUAAAAUAUUUAACAAAUCCGUUUAGGAUCAAGACUAGAAA
Teleopsis dalmanni is the source of this 989-nucleotide messenger RNA. RefSeq lists its product as uncharacterized. The transcript has 2 exons. Lineage: Eukaryota; Metazoa; Arthropoda; Insecta; Diptera; Diopsidae. The coding region runs from base 152 to 709 and encodes 185 amino acids. The record is from RefSeq and is a predicted model, not a curated record.